UAUGUUUUUGGCAUGCACACAUGUAUUCCACAUUAAUUUAUACAAAAUAUGAGCAUGUAUGGCGUCAAUAUGGAAUCGAGACAGGUUUCGGUCGACCUCUAAAUAAUUUAGCGACGCCUAACGUUCCUGGUGGGAUACAGAUCAACAUUGGACUACAGCUCAAACUGGGACAGCACACAGUGGGCUCCAACAUCUGGGUCAAUGUAGAAGACAAAUGUUAUAGGCCUAUGGAAAAAAAAAAAUAUCAGAAUGACAGCUUAAAAAAGAACAAAAGAAACUAAAUGUUGGGAGUAGUAACUAAAGGUGUGUACACCCAACAGUCGGUGCGAUUGUGUUGUCAUAUUUUUCAUUAUUUUGAUUAGGAGCAACAGGAGUCUCCAUGCUUUCUGAGACGGUGACAGUGUGAGUUUCAGUGAACGGAUCCUAUUACAAAGAUGCCAUCCUCCUGUGGUGCAAGUCUGCAAAGCUCCAAGGAGAGAGAAGACUAAAGGGCACAGUGCUCCCAUCUAAGGCUGAACCCACCAGCAAGAUCAUGACGUCUAAAAUUGAUAAUCCUCCACCCUAUGAGGAUGCGCUGCACCAUCCUAAGUAUGUAAACUUCCCCCACCAGCCACAACAUGGCUCCCCUCUUCCACCACCUCCAUCUUACAGCCCCAGUCCUGGCAUUUACUCCGGCCCGCCUGGCUACUGGGGCCAGGAGGGUGUCUACCCUCAAGCCGGCAUGUGGGCAGCCCCUGGCUUCUCUCCAUCUGGGGUGCCCACUACAAUACCAACUCUGUCUGCUGGAGUGAAUGCAUCCAACCAAGGGGACAUGGAGGAUUUUCUAAACACCCAAUGGGAAAGCACAUCUAUUCGGCAUGCCUUCAUUAGAAAGGUUUACUUAAUUUUAGCAGCACAGCUUGCCGUCACCUUUUCAGUUGUUGCUGUCUUUACAUUUGUUGACCCAGUGAGGCUGUUUGUCAUCAGAUACCCUGGCAUCUACUGGGCAUCUUUAGUGGUUUAUUUUGUGGUUUACUGCAUCCUCCUCUGCUGCAAAGAGCCGAGGAGGCGUUUCCCAUGGAAUCUUGUGCUGCUGGGAGUAUUUACUCUCGCCUUGUCUUACAUGUCUGGAACAAUUUCGAGCUAUUAUGAAACAAAAGCAGUGUUUCUCGCCAUGGGAAUAACAGCAGUAGUUUGUAUAGCUGUCACAAUCUUCUGCUUCCAAACCAAGGUGGACUUCACCUCCUGUGGGGGAUUUCUCUGCAUUGCUGCCGUUUUGCUCAUGAUCAUUGGGAUUGUUACAGCCGUCGUCCUCUCCUUCCAAUACGUCCCUUGGCUGCAUAUGCUCUACGCUGCAAUUGGAGCCAUCAUUUACACUCUGUUUUUAGUAUACAACACCCAGCUUCUUAUUGGAAAUCGGGAGCUGGCCAUCAGCCCAGAGGAGUAUAUCUACGGAGCUCUCUCUCUCUACAUUGAUAUUGUUCAAAUCUUCCUCUUCAUCCUUCAAAUCAGUGGAUCCGCUACUGAAUAAGCCAGAGCAUAUCUUGUUAUACAUUUGGACUUACAGGAUAUCAUGUUUGUGUUUCAUGAAACAUAAUGAUACGUGUACGUGUGAACUUCAACAUUGAUAGCCGUUAAUGAAGCAUCCUAUGAAUUUAACAACAUGUAUUUUUUAUGUCAGUUACACUUGAGCACUUUGAUUUAUUCUUGCACUGUUUGAAUCAGGGCAGUGAAUGAAAGCCUUCUUACUUACCCAACUGUGAAUGAGGAGAGAAACUAAAGCCUUGCCUUCUAUAUAAUUAUUUAAUAUUUUGUUGUGCCCUUUUUAUUUAGCAAUGGUAAUUUAGUAGGUCAUAUAUUCUAUAUUAGAUUACAUUAAGCCUAUAAAGGGAGGGACAUAAAAUGUGCACAUUUAAACAAUCUAUCAUUCUGUGAACUACUGUAUCAAACAUUAUCAUUAAUGAAUUCAGAAGCAGUAAACAUACACAACACAGUAACACAAGUAAUUGAUGGUUUUAGAGGUUUUUUAUUUAAUUAUUAUGUCUUUAGUCCUCUAAUAACAUACAAAACACCUGGAGUUACAGUUGAAGACCACAAUCAUUAGUCCUUAGUCUAUGCUGGUAUUAGGAGGGACUCAGAGCUGUAUUAAGGUAGUUGUUUAACAU
Morone saxatilis (striped sea-bass) is the source of this 2144-nucleotide messenger RNA. Its product is annotated as protein lifeguard 3-like. Bases 533 to 1510 code for a protein of 325 amino acids. The transcript is spliced from 12 exons. Gene Ontology annotation, cellular component: endoplasmic reticulum; Golgi apparatus; membrane. The record is from RefSeq and is a predicted model, not a curated record. NCBI's taxonomy places the organism in Eukaryota, Metazoa, Chordata, Actinopteri, Moronidae. Gene Ontology annotation, biological process: negative regulation of apoptotic signaling pathway.